AAUGAAUAAAAAAAAAAUAAUAUUUUUCUCAUUCAUUUUCGAAUUAUUUAUAAUUGCAAACACACAAAUAAAAUUAAUUGGUCCUUUUUGGGUCGAUUUCAAAGAAUUUCAAUCAUGUAAUUUGAGCAUUAACUAUCCGAUACAAUUCAACUUUUAUCCUCGCAAAGAUACUAAAUACUCUGAACUAUUAUUUGGUAACAUUACACUACAGAGACCGCUUGAUGAUUCACUUAGAAUGAGUAUUCUGCUUGGCAACUUUGAUACAAUCGGACUUAGGAAAGAAAAUUCUCUAGCUCAUGUUAAGAAAGCAUGUACAUCACUUAAAAUGGGACUUUACGGAGAGAAAACUUGGAAAAUAUUUACUGAUACUUUUAAAAUUCCUGCCGACUGUCCCUGGUCAAUUGGGCAUUAUGUUUCAUCUGGAUUUAAUACCAGUGCAUUUAAAGAAUCUCACUUUCCAAAAUCGUUCAUUUAUGGAAAAUACACUAGUCGUUUGCUUUAUCUUGACCGAAAAAAUAAUAUAAUUAGUUGCACAAGAAUUUCUAUAAUAAUAAAUCCCUAUUCUUGAAAAUUAUUGUUAAUAAUAAUAAAUGUCGUGGUUUUUAUGAAUUAGAUACAAUAUUACAUGUUUAGAUGUAUAAGUUAUAAUCAGGUAGUGAUAUUUAUUAUAAAGUACAUUUAAGAUAUUGAAUUAAAAAACGGUAGUGCAGUGAUGUUGCGGUACAGAAUAGACAUGGGAUAUUUGAAAUAAGUAUAGAUGAUAUUUGACAAUGAUUAAAAUCAUUAUCAUAAGAUAUAUUUCGAAGCAAAUUUGUAUAUUGUGUUGAAUUCUAUGAAAUUGGUGUAUAAUUAC
Molecule: messenger RNA, 853 nt
Organism: Daktulosphaira vitifoliae (grape phylloxera)
Lineage: Eukaryota; Metazoa; Arthropoda; Insecta; Hemiptera; Phylloxeridae
Exons: 4
Coding region: 2-568 (188 amino acids)
Source: RefSeq, a predicted model, not a curated record